This is a messenger RNA of Anopheles coluzzii, 1480 nucleotides long. RefSeq names its product 17-beta-hydroxysteroid dehydrogenase 13-like. NCBI's taxonomy places the organism in Eukaryota, Metazoa, Arthropoda, Insecta, Diptera, Culicidae. Bases 107 to 1156 code for a protein of 349 amino acids. Gene Ontology annotation, molecular function: oxidoreductase activity, acting on the CH-OH group of donors, NAD or NADP as acceptor. Gene Ontology annotation, cellular component: lipid droplet. The transcript is spliced from 4 exons. The record is from RefSeq and is a predicted model, not a curated record.
CAAUCCGUUAACGCACAGCCACCCUGCGCGCUGUCAGUGUCCGAUACCGGCGACGUCAGUGCCAGUCUGUCCCUGGAACUCGUGGCUAUCGCGUCGCUCGAAAAAGAUGAAGCCGUCCGCGACCAGUGAACGAACGAACGGGUUGGCGUCUCCCACCGAGACGUUCGAAGAGGAAUCGGUCACACCAUCUUCCACCGAACCACCGCAUGUCCGGCUCGUGAUCGCCCUCGAACCCCUGCUGACGGUGCUCUCUAUUGUGCUGGACCUGGUGAAAGUGGUCCUGCUCGGUGUGCCGCUAAUAGUGCGCGAAAUCUACACCAUGUUUGUCCCGCGCCCACAGAAAGAUGUGCGCGGCCAGGUAGCGCUCAUUACCGGCGGUGGCAAUGGGUUGGGUCGUGCGAUGGCUCAGCUGUUUGCGGCUCGCGGUUGCCAUCUGGUGCUGGUGGACAUUGAUCUGCAAGCGGCCGAGCGGACGGCCGAGGAGCUGAGGCAGCAGUACGGCGUGGCAGCUCGUGCUUACCGCGUGGAUGUGUCCCAGUACGAGCAGUGCCGGGCGUUGGGCGAACAGAUUGAGCGGGAUGGCGCCGGCCCGGUGGACAUACUGAUCAACAAUGCCGGGCUGAUCAUGUUUGCGUUCGUGAACGAUUCCGAUGUCGAGCGGGCGAACAGCGUGAUUGAUGUUAACAUGAAGUCGCACGUAUGGAUGACGAAAGUGUUUCUGGAUGGAAUGAUCAAGCGUAAACGGGGCCACAUCAUUGGCAUAUCGUCAAUGUCCGGCAUGUACGCCUUCCCGUGGGGCGUCGUCUAUUCGGCGACAAAGUUUGCCGUUUCCGGAUUCAUGGCUUCGCUAACGGAGCAGCUGCGCAUCCAGGGACUUUCGAAAAGCGUUCGAACAACCUGCGUUAACCCGUACUACGUGACGACACGAAAAGAUGUUAUUGAGUUCCUGCAGAAACCAAGGUUUGCUCCACUGACGGUAGAUGAGGCCGCUCGUGAAAUUGUAAAAGGAAUUCUACGGCAAGAUAUCGUUGUGACGAUACCACGAUUAUUUGGCGUUUUUACACGGUUUAUGUUGUUCUUCCCAGUGCCAGUUCAGCAGCUCGUUCGAGAUUAUUUAAUCCGCGAAUAUGAGCUUAACAACAAUCUACACAUGUAAACCACGUAGCCGACAAGUGAGGCCUUUUUUUGUUUACCGAAAAUGACCGAAUAAAUACGUUCAAUUGCUGUCCAUAGUGCCGAUAAUCAUUAAGCAGAGUGACUCGAGGUUUAUGCCUGAUUAGUAUUUGAAAACUUCGUACGGAAUAGCUCGAUCGUUAUACUGUGUUAGUCAUUCGUUGCCUUGUGUAGCAGUUGAUUAUUGUGUAUGCAAUGGGUUGCAUACGACAGAUGAGCUUAAAGUGAAUUAAACUACUUGAAGUGAUAGAUCCUUUAAAUGAUAGUGAAUAAAAAUUAUAAUGGGGGAUAUGUGUCAAACAAACUA